AUGGCCCUGCCUUUACAACUGGGUUCAGCUUAUGUGGCUGGUAACGCAGAUUAUCCAAAUUUCAGCUGCGGAGCAACAAUGGGAGAAUUCCCCGAUGUGGACUAUGAUACUAUGGUGAAUGUCUACCUUUGUGGGAUAUUAGAAGGAAGAUAUUGGGCUCAAGAUUUAUUCACUGGAAAAACAUCAAAACAGAAAUCAACUGCUACCCAAACUUCAGGUCAAUCUUCAUUGGGAUCUUCAACUACAACUGAAAUAUUAGAAACGAAUUCACAAGGUACAUUAACUUCAACUGCUCAAUUUCCUGAAUAUACAUUAGCUCCAGGUCAAUUUGAAGCAUUAAACUUCAGAUGUGGUCCCAAUUUUGGUUAUGGUGGUAUGUCUGUGGAUAAUACUACCAUCAGUAACACUUAUUAUUGUGGAAUUCUGGAAGGUCAAUACGAAAUAUUAGGUUAUGUUCCAAAUCAUGUUUCAAAUGCUACUAAAAACAUGUCAAAUAUAAGUAAAUUUGCAUGGGUAUUGAUAUUCGCAAGUAUUUUAUAUCUGAUUGUUUCUAUCCCAAUUUAA
Messenger RNA from Scheffersomyces coipomensis, 564 nucleotides. RefSeq lists its product as uncharacterized. The record is from RefSeq and is a predicted model, not a curated record. The coding region runs from base 1 to 564 and encodes 187 amino acids. The transcript has a single exon. Lineage: Eukaryota; Fungi; Ascomycota; Pichiomycetes; Serinales; Debaryomycetaceae.